AUGAAACACAUAUCUAUGAAUAGCAAUGAUUCAGCAAAUAUCAAACCAAAAAGGGACCCACCGGUCCUCCUCCCCCCUGGGGAGCUCGCUGGCCAGCACCGCACAGGGCCCACCGGUCCUCCUCCCCCCUGGGGAGCUCGCUGGCCAGCAACACACAGGACCCACCGGUCCUCCUCCCCCCUGGGAAGCUCGCUGGCCAGCACCGCACAGGACCCACCGGUCCUCCUCCCCCCUGGGGAGCUCGCUGGCCAGCACCGCACAAGACCCACCGGUCCUCCUCCCCACUGGGGAUCUCGCUGGCCAGCACCGCACAGGACCCACCGGUCCUCCUCCCCCGGUGGGUCCUCCUCCCCCCUGGGGAGCUCGCUGGCCAGCACCGCACAGGACCCACCGGUCCUCCUCCCCCCUGGGGAGCUCGCUGGCCAGCACCGCACAGGACCCACCGGUCCUCCUCCCCCCUGGGGAGCUCGCUGGCCAGCACCGCACAGGACCCACCGGUCCUCCUCCCCCCUGGGGAGCUCGCUGGCCAGCACCGCACAGGACCCACCGGUCCUCCUCCCCACUGGGGAUCUCGCUGGCCAGCACCGCAUAGGACCCACAGGUCCUCCUCCCCCCUGGGGAGCUCGCUGGCCAGCACCGCACAGGACCCACCGGUCCUCCUCCCCCCUGGGGAGCUCGCUGGCCAGCACCGCACAGGACCCACCGGUCCUUCUCCCCCCUGGGGAGCUCGCUGGCCAGCACCGCACAGGACCCACCGGUCCUCCUCCCCCCUGGGGAGCUCGCUGGCCAGCACCGCACAGGACCCACCGGUCCUCCUCCCCCCUGGGGAGCUCGCUGGCCAGCACCGCACAGGACCCACCGGUCCUCCUCCCCCCUGGGGAGCUCGCUGGCCAGCACCGCACGGGAGCGCAUGGGGUUGUGCCAAUUGUUUGCCGCAGUCUUUCUUCGCCGAUGGUCUCUCAUGGCGACCCAAAGCUAUGGUAG
Molecule: messenger RNA, 984 nt
Organism: Closterium sp. NIES-65
Lineage: Eukaryota; Viridiplantae; Streptophyta; Zygnematophyceae; Desmidiales; Closteriaceae
Source: the annotation of a GenBank genome assembly